AUGUCAAAACCCAAGAGCUCCGAGUCUGUGCGUGUGGUGGUGCGAUGCCGACCUAUGAACUCCAAGGAAUUGUCUGCCGGAUUUGAAAAGGUAGUUAACGUGGAUGUGAAACUCGGGCAGGUAUCCGUAAAAAUUACCAAAGGAUCUGCUAACGAGCUGCCUAAAACCUUCACCUUUGAUGCAGUGUACGACUCCAACUCCAAGCAGGUGGAAUUAUACGAUGAGACAUUCCGGCCUUUAGUAGAUUCGGUCCUUCUUGGUUUCAAUGGAACAAUCUUCGCUUAUGGGCAGACAGGUACCGGAAAGACAUACACAAUGGAAGGGUUGCGUGGUGAUCCAGAAAAGAGAGGGGUCAUACCCAACUCAUUUGAGCACAUAUUCACUCACAUCUCAAGGUCUCAGAACCAACAGUAUCUUGUGAGAGCCUCUUACCUGGAGAUCUAUCAGGAAGAAAUCCGAGAUCUACUCUCCAAAGAUCAAAGCAAGCGCUUGGAGCUUAAAGAAAGACCAGACACCGGUGUGUACGUCAAAGACCUUUCAUCCUUUGUCACGAAGAGCGUGAAGGAGAUAGAACAUGUCAUGAAUGUGGGCAACCAGAACCGUUCUGUUGGAGCCACCAACAUGAAUGAGCAUAGCUCACGCUCUCACGCCAUUUUUAUGAUCACCGUUGAGUGCAGUGAGCUUGGUUUAGAUGGUGAGAACCAUAUCCGCGUGGGAAAGCUAAAUUUGGUAGAUUUGGCAGGAAGUGAACGGCAAGCAAAAACCGGAGCUCAGGGAGAAAGACUGAAAGAGGCCACAAAAAUUAACCUCUCCCUUUCUGCCUUGGGAAAUGUUAUCUCUGCCCUUGUCGAUGGGAGAAGCACGCACAUACCAUACAGGGAUUCCAAACUCACCAGACUACUACAAGAUUCUCUCGGAGGCAAUGCUAAGACUGUCAUGGUGGCUAAUAUAGGUCCGGCUUCCUACAACGUGGAAGAGACACUGACAACUUUACGUUACUCUAACCGUGCCAAAAAUAUCAAGAACAAACCAAGAGUUAAUGAAGAUCCUAAAGAUGCUUUACUUCGUGAAUUUCAAGAAGAGAUUGCACGAUUAAAGGCACAGCUGGAAAAAAGGGUGGUUGGUAAAAGGCGAAGAAGAGGGAAAAGAAGAGGAGAUCUUGGAGGGGAGGAUGAUGAAGAUGGAGACUCUUUUGAAGGUGAAGAAGAGGUGGAUGAUAAAGAUUACUUUCGGGAGCAACAGGAACGCCUGGAGUCUGAGAAGAAGGCCAUUGUGGAAGAUCACAGUUUGGUGGCCGAAGAGAAAUUGAAGUUAUUGAAAGAGAAGGAAAGAAAAAUGGAGGACCUGAAAAAAGAGAGAGAAGCUAUGGAAAUGCUGAGCUCAAAAGUCAAGGUAAAUAAAACAUAUAACUGCACUGUGAACAGCUAGAUACCCAGUUCCUGUCCUCUACAGUUCUACCUAAAUUAUAUCAAGGCCUCAUUUGUCCAUAUUACUGCACCCAGUCUCUGAACAGAUUUUCAGUAAUACUAAGAAGUGGGUACAUGUAAUGCAUACCCUGGUUAGUUGUGCCCAACUUGAUUGCCCCUUAGUUUGGUUUGUUGAGUUACUGGUGACACUGUGGUAAAUUUUAGAGUGGUCCUGUUUUUCCAGGCAAUGGAAAGCAAACUUCUUGUGGGAGGAAAGAACAUUGUAGACCACACAAACGAACAGCAGAAGAUUCUUGAGCAGAAACGUCAAGAAAUUGCAGAACAGGCAAGUCUGAUACAUUGUUUAAAACACAUUAACGUAGAAAAUGAUGCAAACCCACACAGACAGGCAUGAACUUCUUAUCACUGUCCCUUAGAAACGACGCGAAAGGGAGAUGCAACAAGAAAUGGAGAAUCGAGACGAGGAAACCUUGGAGCUGAAAGAAACUUAUAGCUCGAAACAACAAGAGGUCGAUAUAAAGACAAAGAAACUUAAAAAGGUAGUGAAUGAUGUGAAUGAGCAUUAAACUGCUAAAGUGAUCAGCAGGGUCCAUCAAUUAUUAUUUAAAACAAUGAGGACUCUUCAUCGUGUCAGGGUUAGAAAAAAACGUCUUUCUGCCGAGGACGGUGUCUAAAAUCUGUUUUUGAUAUUGUUUCUCUUUCCCAGCUCUUUUCCAAGUUGCAAGCAGUGAAAGCUGAGAUCCACGAUAUUCAAGAGGAGCACAUUAAGGAACGACAAGAGCUGGAACAGACACAGAAUGAGCUCACUAGGGAACUAAAACUGAAGUAAGUAACUGGGAAUGUGGAACUUGUCCUAAAUAAUGUAGUAAGGUACGGUGAAAGGAGGCUCAGAAAAGAAUGCCAGAAAAAUGAUGAUGGGUGACUGGUGGAUGGAAGGUAGGUCAUGAAUGACUGGUCAAAGAGAGUCAAAGCUGUUUGUAUUAAGGGAAUGGGUAGAGGGUGAACAAAGAGAGGAACAGGGGAAUAAGGAAAUGAGUAACUGUGGGAACAUGGAACAAAGAGAGUGAGGUGUGUGAAUGUGGCAACAUAGAACAAAGAGAGGUAUGUGAAUGCUGGAACAUAGAAGAAAGAGCUAUGAAUUUAGCAACAUAGAACAACGGUCCCUAGAACAUAGAACCAUGUUGACAGAUACUUUGUCUGUGAUAGUAGCUUAUAGGUUACUCUUUGCCAGGUUCCUAGAACAUUUCCCAGCAUUCACCUGUUGCAGUCUUUCUGAUUUGAUGCUCAUUCAGCAUGUGUUUAACUCCUUGUAGCUUGCCUUAUUGAUGUGUCUGGGAACAUGGUGAUUCAGAGACCCCAGGAUUUGUGCCUUGCCCACUAGACAGGGUUUGUCAGAGCAUGGUCCACUUUCUUAGGUUUCUUUCUAUAUUCUGUAGUGCUUGAGCACUUACCUUGUGUGCACUACUAACACCACUGGUUCCCAGGUGAGUACAGACUCACAAUGUGUUCCCUAUAAUGGCUGGAUUAUUUAACACGUUUGAUACAUUCCUGAUGGCGUUUGAGUAGCAUAUAGAAAGACUAGCCUUGAAGAAAAGUUUAAACUGACUUGGGAAAAACAAAUCGAUAUCCUGAGAAGAAAGCAAAAUCAAAACUAUAGCCUGUGUUUUCAGAUAGGACACUGGCAUAUUAGAUGAGGACAGUUGACUUGCUGCUAUCAGAAUGUUUGUUCCUGUGUCGGAUCCCAAUAAUGAUGUGCUAUGUAAGUCAUGAAAAAAAGCAAAUGCAGGUGCUAUAAUUUCAAUGCCCCCUGGGAUUUUCUACCCCAAUUCCUUAUCACAAGGGAACAGCAGAGGGCGCCCACUCUUGAGAAGGCUAUUUCUUGAGAAGUUUUAUAAAAUGUAGUAUAACACUGUGAUGUCAUAAACUGGCAUAAAAUCUCACUCGGCUGUGUGAGGAUCUCAAGGAAUGACCGUAUAGGGUUUUGUGCCAGCUGAAGCCCAGAUGUCUGUGUAAUAUAAGUUUUGCUAGGCUAACAAUAAAGAAAAAUGAAUAAAUAAUUAAGAAAUUACUUUAAGCAGCUGUUUCCCAAAUACAAAUCUCUUCGAAAACAGUCAGUUAAAACAUAUAUAUAUAUAUAUAUAUAUAUAUAUAUAUAUAUAUAUAUAUAUAUAUAUAUAUAUAUAUACACACAUGCACACGCAAAAUGUGCUUAAAAAUAUCAGGCUAGUAAAAUAUUUGCACAACAUGCAGUAAUCCUUUGAGCGAUCGUAGGGUGGGUCAGUAUUAAUAUGAAUCACUUGUUAUAGGUCACGCCAACAUGUUGUGUGGACACUGCUUUAUGCAUAUAAGAACAAUUCAGCUUAGAAACAUGCUUUAAUACUACAAGAUUUUUACAGUUUCUGCUUUAUAUAUAUAAAAAAAAAAUGGCGACUGUAUAAUGAAUAUGUAAGUAAUAAUGGUAAAAACCAACCCCCUAAUGAUUAGAUUUGACUGGGAAAAUGCUAGGUACUUCAUUGACAAAGAUCCUCUCCGGGCGAAAAUACUCUGGUGACUUCUGUUGCGAAAGCAACUUGAUUUUUAGACCAGGAAGACAGGUUGGCAAGGAAGUAGGUAUGCUUGAAAGAUUUACCAUGUGUGCCAAUGCUUGGUACCCAACGGUGUAAAAACCAGACAAGAUGUAGGCAAGAGACUGAAAAUGUCAAAAACAAAGUAGCAUCACCAGGCAGAAAUCCUAAUAAUAUAACUUAACUAGGAUUAAAUACCAAAACUCUGUGUGAACAGCCUUCUUGUUGUAGAACUUUAUUAGUGAUUCGUCUGCUGACCACAUUGUUACAGUGACUUUCUGAACAUACUUUUUCUAAAUUUUCUUUUAACGCAGGCAUCUAAUUAUUGAGAAUUUUCUACCUCUGGAGGAGAAAAACAAAAUGCUGAACAGGGGAUAUUUUGAUGAAGAGGAGGAUCAGUGGAAAUUUCACCCAAUCACCAGGCUGGAGUGAGUGUCCAUGGUGGCAUGCGUGUGUGUACUGCAUGCUGUCUAGCUACAAUUUGUCACUGGUAGUAUGUGUCUCUAAUUUGCACUUUCAAAUCAUUAAAUAUUAAGGAUAUAGAUUUCUUCCUCUGCAUGUUUGGUGACCUAUAAUUUUCUGGGUCUCUGCAGUAACCAGCAGAUGAUGAGACGUCCUGUCUCCGCAGUGGGCUAUAAGAGACCCUUGAGUCAGCAUGCUAAGAUGAGUAUGAUGAUGAAACCUGAUGCAAGGUACCGGGUAAGCGAUGGCUCUGGACGAGGGAUCAAUAAUAUAAUGGGUGAAGACACCCACCUGUUGUUGAUUUGUUUUUUGUUUUUUAUAGGCAGAAAAUAUUUUACUACUGGAGCUGGAUAUGCCGAGCCGCACAACAAGAGAUUAUGAAGGCCCAGCAGUUGCUCCUAAAGUUCAGGCUGCUUUAGACGCUGCCCUACAGGAUGAAGAGGAUAUCCAAGUGGAUGCAUCAUCAUUUGAGAGUACAGCCAGUAAAAGAACAAAAGCAAGGUAUGUGAAAGUUGCCAUAUGCAAAAAAAGGAAAGGAUAAAUGUAAUCACCACCCCUCACCCCCUGUGGCAUGCAUUAGGCAGGCAUUUUGGUAGAACAAUAAUAAAUAGUGUUUUUUGUUUAUUUUGUUUGUGUAUUCAUUUUUGUCUCAGAGCUCAAUUUUUUCUAACUUCAGUUAAUAAUCUGUGUAGCUUUAACUCCACCCCUUACUCAGGGAGGUCACAGGAGGAAGUGUGCUAACUAGGCAGGCACCCCUUGUACAGCCUCACCUCUACCACCAGCGGGCUCACCUCUACCACCAGCGAUCUCACCUCUACCACCAGCGAUCUCACCUCUACCACCAGCGGGCUCACCUCUACCACCAGCGGGCUCACCUCUACCACCAGCGGGCUCACCUCUACCAAAAGAGGGCUCACCUCUACCAAAAGAGGGCUCACCUCUACCAAAAGAGGGCUCACCUCUACCACCAGCGGGCUCACCUCUACCACCAGCGGGCUCACCUCCACCAAAAGAGGGCUCAACUCUACCACAAGCGGGCUCACCUCUACCACCAGCGAGCAUACCUCUACCACCAGCGGGCACACCACCACUAGUGAGCAUGCUCACCUCUACCACCAGCGGAUUUGCGUAGAACAAUAAUAAAUAGUGUGUCAAUAGUAAUUUUGUGUAGUUUUAUUUUUAUUUUUUUCUCAGAGCUCUAUUCUUUAUAACUACAGUGAAUAAUCUCUGUAGCUUUAACUCCAACCCUCACUAAGGGAGGUUACAGGAGGAAGUGUGCUAAUUGGCACCCCUUGUACAGCCUCAUCUCCACCACCAGUGAGCUCACCUCUACCACCAGCGGACCCAACUCUACCGCCAACGAACCCACCAAGCGCGGACUGACCUCCACCAAGCGCGGACCGACCUCCACCAAGAACAAACCUACCAACAGCGGACCCACCUCCACCAAGAGUGGACCCAGCGGACCCAGCGGACCCACCUCCACCAAGAGUGGACCCAGCGGACCCACCUCCACCAAGAGUGGUCCCAGCGGACCCACCUCCACCAAGAGUGGUCCCAGCGGACCCACCUCCACCAAGAGUGGUCCCAGCGGACCCACCUCCACCAAGAGUGGUCCCAGCGGACCCACCUCCACCAAGAGUGGUCCCAGCGGACCCACCUCCACCAAGAGUGGACCCAACUGCACCAAGAGCGGUCCCACCUCCAGUGGGUUUACCUCCUCCACCACAGUAUUGGGAAGACUCUGCGUUAUCAUUAAAACCUUCUAAGCUACCUACCCUUUAUUAUUAAUUUACUACAAAAUUAAAUAUUUUGGUUUAAAAGCAGACAUUUUAUAACAAACUUAGAAACUUUUUUCAGGAUGUAAGACAAUCAGAUUAUAAGAUUGUACAUAACCUGUACUUUACAUACAGUUUAGGGUGACUGCAAUUAUUUUCCUUUUUUCACUCCUACACCUAUAUAUGUUAAAUGAUGUAUGCUUGUGUGUGCUUGCAUAAUAUAUACAGUGUUAAUACAAAAUAUAUAUAUAUAUAUAUAUAUAACCCAUUUAAUCUGAUCUUAAUGAUUAUGUAUUUUCUUGCAGACCUAAAACUGGCAGACGGUCUGCUUCUGCUGCAAGCUCUGCUGGAUCUUCGCUUUUCCCUCAGUCCAGGGGCCUGGUUCCCAAAUAA
Molecule: messenger RNA, 6624 nt
Organism: Pelobates cultripes (western spadefoot toad)
Lineage: Eukaryota; Metazoa; Chordata; Amphibia; Anura; Pelobatidae
Source: the annotation of a GenBank genome assembly